This is a messenger RNA of Histoplasma capsulatum G186AR, 1389 nucleotides long. RefSeq names its product phosphotransferase enzyme family protein. The coding region runs from base 1 to 1305 and encodes 434 amino acids. The record is from RefSeq and is a predicted model, not a curated record. The transcript is spliced from 2 exons. Lineage: Eukaryota; Fungi; Ascomycota; Eurotiomycetes; Onygenales; Ajellomycetaceae.
AUGCCCGUCAGGUAUCUGAAUUGGACAACAGGCCUGACCUUCGUGCUCGGCGCAAGCGUCUUCGUGUCUCUUCUCGCGCUAAGCACCCGUGAACUCAGGGCGUCAGACGCGACUCAAUGCCAAUCCGAGUCCAAACCUGGAUCAGAGACCGCCCCACACAACGACAAGACGGAUAGUGACGAUGAUGGGGAUAUUCGGAAGGCUCUGGUGGCCCUGAACGAAUCUGCAAUGGCCGAUCUCCAAUGCGAGCUUCGGAAAACCGUCCUGUGGGCGGAUCUCAGCACACUGCUUACAAGGUGGGGACACAUCUAUCCUUUAAAGCGGCGCAGACUGUUGCAGACGCGAAGUCUCAGGAGCCAAGAAUGUCGCGGAAACACUCCUCAGAAACCACUCCACUUUGAAGAUAUGUUAUCAAUUCCACAAGGUCAACCGGAGAUCCUACAAUCACUUGCGCCUGAAGUCACCGCACUUUUGCAGCAGUACUCUUACCAGGGGUGCAAGCUAACUGGCCAUGACAUCCGCUCCGCCUUAUCCGGCGCCUUGAAGAGCGGGAAAGUGCUUUGGAGUCACUUUGCGCGCGCAGUGGUCCAACUUGAUGAACGGAUCGUUGUCAAGUUUGGACCUAAUAUAUCGUUAAUUGACGCAAACAUGACUGCCCACAUCCGAAAGCAUUCUGAGGACAUUCCAGUUCCCCAGCCUCUUGGCAUACUUGCUCUUGGCGGAAAAGUCUAUGCAUUCAUGAGCCUCAUUGACGGUCACCCUCUUGACAAACUCUGGCCAGACCUAUCAAAUACUGAUAAAUGCUCUGUCCGGGAUCAACUGGAUGCCAUCUUGGAGAAUCUCCGGUUGCUUCCGUUACCAUCUAAAUAUCUCGGUGGCGGCAAUCCCCCUCAGUGCAUCGACUGCAGAAUGUGGAUGCGCAAGAGUCCUGAGUCAAUGGAGAGUGAAACGCAGUUCAACGAAUUCCUUCUUUCUGGUAAUAGUCGACCUACCAUGGAACCAUAUGUUGAGUUUGUCAGACUCAUGCUCCGCGAAGAUCACCGUAUUGUCCUUACUCACGGUGACCUACACCCCCGCAAUAUCCUGGCUAUUAAUGACGAGGAAAGAGGAGGGAUUCGGAUAACUGGCCUGAUAGACUGGGAGGUUGGCGGUGCGUAUCCAGAGUACUGGGAGUUUGCCAAGUCACUUAACACUGUUCGCCCAAUACGCUUGGGCGACUGGCCUUUCUUCCUGCCUCUAAAGGGGAUGGGAAAGUACUUUGAAGAAUAUGCUAUUGAUUGCUUGAUAGACAAUUGUGUGGUGUAAUUGGACAUCAUAUUUACUACUGGACCUAAAAAGACCUUAACUUUUAUGACACCCAACCUGCUCGGUUCUUAAACGCUGGCAUAC